UAGAAAACAUUUGGAUGCGUAAAAAUAGUUUCUCGUUUGUUCUGGAGCGAUGUCACCAAAACGUGCUGGAUCGUAAUGAUGCCCGAGAUGUUGCAGAGGUAGAACGUCUGAAACUGUUGGCUUUAAACUUUUGUAUUAGGACACAAGAGUGAAGAAGAUGAUGGUCCAGGCCUCAUGUAGGAUCUAUCUGAAGGUGUGUUUAGUCCUAUUGAUGGUGGGACAACUACAGGGCAAAGUAACAGCACCAGAGCGACUGGAAGCUCCAGUGGAGAAGCCCUUCACCCUGACCUGCACUGUUUCGAAGGAGCGAGGGGAAUCCUUGAGGCAGGUGCGUUGGCUGGACGUCCAGAACCAGACCCUGCUGAGCUACCAGCCCGGCAACAGAGACAGCGUGAGCGGACAGCAGCACGUGGAGCUCGCCUCCUCCCCGAGGGACACGUCGGCCAUCACCAUUCGCAGGGUGGGCUUCCGCGACGAAGGAUGCUACACGUGCAUCUUUGACCUGCAUCCUACGGGUUCAAAGCAGGGAGUGACGUGUCUCACUGUUACCGCUCAAGUCACCGCUGACAGCAACAAAACAGCAGUGAGCGGCAAGAGGGCCUCCCUUUCGUGCUCCUACGGCCUGCCAGAAAAGGUGCAGCAGAUCGUAUGGAAACACAUUCCUGCCCAAGGAGAGUCCACAGAGGUGGCCUCCUUUGCAAAGAGGAGCGACCCCAUGAUCGAGCCGCCGUACCAGGGAAGGGUCUGGCUCAGCGCCUCCCUGUCUGACAGUCAGCUCACCAUCCAGCCAGUCUCCAUCCAGGACGAGGGCUGCUACACCUGCCUGUAUGACACAUUACCCGAUGGGCCGAAGAGCUCCGUGAUUUGCCUCUCCACCUAUGUGCUGCCGAAACCUCAGGUGAGCUACAAGACCACCUCUCCGGGUGUGAUCGAGGCCAACUGCACCUGUGUGUCGAGGCCUCCAGCGGAGAUUGUGUGGAACGUGGAGAGAGAUAACCGCACCAUGGGCCCCCCCGUGACCACGCAGCUCCCUCAGGGCGACGGGACCACCCUGGUCAUCAGUACGCUGACCGUCCAAUCAGGGCUGCUCAAAGACGUGUCCGUCAAAUGCUUGGUGCACCACAAAGGGCUUGAGUCACCCAUAGCUGUAUCCAUGAACACUAAGAUUGGAACGGCUCUCACCAUCCUGAUCUCAGUCACCACAGUAGCGGCUCUGCUGGUUAUGUCGCUGUGCUUCUGCCUUUGGAAGUGUUUUUUGCGCAAAGAAGCUGAUUAAUCUUUCAGAUGAGACCAGCCACUGAGAGGAGAAGGCCACGCUUGUCAGAGCCAGCCUUGCAGAAUUGCUUCCCUUUGCUGCAUCUUCAUCAUCACUACCUUGGCACAAAGGGAAGAUGCUCCGACACACCUCCGUAGGAUGUCCAGUACAAUCUUGUUCAUGAGCACCAACUGGACAAACGACAUUCAACUCUGCUCUGCUGCCUCUGCGUCCGACUCUUAUAUAAUCUCCAGGCUGUCCUCACAUGGUGUCUAUGAAGAACUCCGGAGCAGAUCCUUUUAUUUCUCUCUGACUCUGUAAUUGAUGAUCACGCAUUCCACGAGCAACUGCAAAAUUAAAUACAGUGAUUUUUUAUUUUUUUUUGCACCGUAUUGCAUGUCCUCAAGAUAGUUUCCUGUCUUUGCCUGUAUGUUUCACCUGCUCCUUAAGGGAAAGGUUUUAUGUUUUUCUGUCAGUGACAUGAACAUGGGCUCUCAAUCUCGUAGUUCUUCUGUAAAUACUCAUUAGCAAAUGUGUAUUUAUCCACAGCUGAAAAUGUUCCCUCAUAACUCAUUAUUUACUCUCGUUGAAAUGAUAAAAGAAAAUGCCGAUGAUGUAGCCUUUUUUUUUUUUUAACAUUGAUAAUAUUGCACCCAGUUAGUUCCCACAGCCAAACCAGCAUUGUAGAGACGAACUAACACGAACGCCACUUUGGUGCAUUGUGAAAAGCUGGGUGGGGUCACGGGUGGUAUUAGACAAACUAAAGGGCUGCAUACUUAUAUCUUACUUGUGUAAUUUCUACAUGUUUCAAAGUCUGUGUUCGUGUGUGUGUGUCUGUUCGAGGUUGAGUUCACGGUCAGAUGGCUUAAAUCAAUCGCCUGAGGAAACGGCACUGAAACCUUUUUCGGUGCCCCCUGAAAGGAAUGCGUGUCUUGUUGCCACAGCGGCUCCUCCACACAUCCAACUCACUUUUCUGUUGCACUGCAUCGAAGUGGCACCGACAUAAUAUAAUGCAAUGAUGCUGAGGUAAUAUGUUCGCAGGUGCUUUAAAAAAAAAAAAACGCUUUGUGUUUAAAAUAGCAAUGCAUAUCAAGGCAUAUGAUUUGCAUCUGUCAGCUACUUGCUUUAACAAGAAUGCCAUGAAGGACAGAGUUAAGGCAGCGUUCUUCUGGAGUUUCAGUACAAGCAUGCAACACUGAUCGUGAGCACACACCUUACAGUAGAAUACUUCUGAAAGUGGUUUCAGAGCAUUUUUUACACAAGCAGAAAUGUGUUGUAGCAUCCAGUCAGAAAAGAUGCAUCACAACCAACCACGUAUGUAAAGUUGUUGUAAUAAAAGCAGCAAACUCAAUAAUAAAAAAAAAUCAAAAAGAA
Messenger RNA from Stegastes partitus (bicolor damselfish), 2629 nucleotides. RefSeq names its product poliovirus receptor homolog. Gene Ontology annotation, cellular component: neuronal cell body; cell surface; axon. The transcript has 7 exons. Gene Ontology annotation, biological process: heterotypic cell-cell adhesion; negative regulation of neuroinflammatory response. The record is from RefSeq and is a predicted model, not a curated record. Gene Ontology annotation, molecular function: cell-cell adhesion mediator activity. Bases 158 to 1276 code for a protein of 372 amino acids. NCBI's taxonomy places the organism in Eukaryota, Metazoa, Chordata, Actinopteri, Pomacentridae.